Molecule: messenger RNA, 2452 nt
Organism: Acanthochromis polyacanthus (spiny chromis)
Lineage: Eukaryota; Metazoa; Chordata; Actinopteri; Pomacentridae
Gene: oc90
Product: otoconin 90
Exons: 16
Biological process (GO): arachidonate secretion; lipid catabolic process; phospholipid metabolic process
Molecular function (GO): calcium ion binding; phospholipid binding
Source: RefSeq, a predicted model, not a curated record
CUCCUGCUCCGAGUGUUCGUGUAUUCAGGCCUCGUCCUCUUGGUUCCAGAUUGUCUCGGCCUUCGCUUCACCUGGCUCCACUCGCUCUUUGAUAAUUUCCCGUCGCUGCUGAGCUUCGUGUCGAGGCUCCGCUGCCGGACGGGGAUUUGUCCGAGCGACCUGGAAGAUUACGGUUGCUGCUGCAGGGUGGCGGCGGCCGGAAACCCCGUGGAUCCUCUGGACGGCUGCUGUGAGGCUCACCGGUCGUGUUACCAGAACGCUGCCCCCUGCAGGCAGCCUCUGGUUCUGCCUCCGUACAACUUCACCUGUGCAGCAGCAAACAUCAGCUGUGAUGGUGGUGACCUGUGUCAGCAGAGGUUUUGUGAAUGUGACCAGGCCGCCAUCGACUGCAUGACUCGGAGUCCCUACAACUCGACUCUGAGAGGCUUCGACGAGUCUCAGUGCUCAGCCAUGAAUCAAACAGAUCUGCUCGGCGUCUCGGAGGCCUUCGGAGGAGCAGAUGUUCUCCCAGCAGUCAAUGACUCUGCCAGCUACCAGCUCUCCAACUCCUCCUUCCUGUCAGCAGAGAUGGAUACGCUAAUGAUCAGCGGACUGCAGAACCAGAAUGACACCACGGGGAUGGACGGCGACCUCAUCACCCCAACGUCGGCCACGCCCUCCCUGCUGAAGCCUGCUGAUAUGAAUGAAGCCGUCGCAGAGGAAGCACUCAAGAUAAAAAAGGAUCCGAUGACCCACAAUCCUCCAGGAACCAGCCUGGAUUCAGUUUCAGACGGAGAAACAGGAAGUGAAGCAGAAUCUGAGUCGUCCUCUUCGUUUAUUUCUGGAAACACGAAGACGGAUCGAAGCCAAACAUCAACUGUUGAUGUGACAUCAGCUCCCCUCAGGACUACAACUACCAGAGAGCUGACAUCGACGCCUGUGGAAGAGUCAGCAGAGGAAGGUUCAGUCGUCACAACAGCUUCAUCUCUGUUGUCGGUCAAACCUCAGAUGAGUCCAGACGUGGAAAUAACAACAAAUGAGAAACUUCCUGUGUCAUCUGGAGAAGAAGAAGAGGAUGAAGAGGAUGAAGAUGAUGAAGAGGAGAAGCAGGAGGCGUUUGAUGAACACGGUCCAGAGUUUCCCACCAGAACCACAACGAGGUCCGCGCAAGACGAUCCGACCGCUCCGAGCCACGAUCAGGAGGCUCCAACAUCUGCAGCAGCAACAACAUCCACAGGAAGACGAAGCUCCUCCAUCAAUCCUCAGUCAGAUGUCGACGCCCGAAGCUCGACGACAGCAGCUGGAAACUCUCCGAACUUCACGACAAAUGAAGCUGCAUCUGAGACGAAACGACAAAACGGGGAAAUAAAACCAGAUGAAGCUCCGUGUGAAGAAGGAGAGCAGAUGGGCAACUCGCCGGAGGAAGACGACUGGGAUGCAGCUCGGAAGAGGACGGUUCCGUUCUUCGCCUGGUCGCUGCUGGAGUCUGUCGGAUUAACGGAUAUUCAGCUGCAGACCGACAGCAAAGAAUGCAGCUUCACCUUCAGCCUCUACGGCAGCGACGGUCGAACCCACCGUCAGAUGCCGGCGCUGGGAGAGAUGCUCCACUGUCUGACGGGUCGAUGUCCUCACGAGUACGAGAUGUACGGCUGCUACUGUGGACAGGAAGGAGGAGGACAACCUCUGGACCAGCUGGACAGGUGCUGUUUCUUCCAUCACUGCUGCCUGAAGCAGAUCACCUCGAUGGGCUGCCGGUCAGACAGGAAGCUCAACGCUCAGAUCACCUGCGAGAACAGAAAACCUCGAUGUCAGGGCAUCACCGUGUGCGAUAAGCUGCAGUGUGUUUGCGAUAAAACCACGGCUGAAUGCAUGUCGGCGGCUCACUUCAACCACAGCCUGCCGUCACAACGCUGCAGCGGACCAGAACCGCCGUGCCGCCGGGCCAGCAGACCCCCCAAACCUCUGAGGGUCCCAGUCCAGUCCAGUGAGGAACCGAGCAGCGAACAGGACACGUCUGCAGAAAGCAACACGCCUCCACCAGCACACCUGCAGGACAGUGAUGAAAGCUCCGACCUGAAGGACGAUGGUGAGGCAACAAGUCGUCCCCUUCAUCCUCCUCCUGUAUCCAGCGAGGAGAGUAAAGAGUCGACGACAGUGAGCGGGAUUCAAACCCACAACCUGAAACCUGGAGAAGGAAAACCAGGAGGGACGGAAGAUGAAGAAGAAAAAGAAGAAGAGGAGGAGGAGGAGGAAGAAAAAGAAGAAGAAGAAAAAGAAGAGGAGGAGGAAGAAAAAGAAGAAGAAGAAGAAGAAGGGAUCUAGAAGGAAUCAUACUUCUUUUCAUCGGCAGCUUUAGGAGUCACUUUGUUUAAAUCUUCUUGUCAAAAUGUUGUAAUUUACAGAAAUCAGAUGUUUUCUUUGAUUUUCAGACACUUCUUUUUUUAAAUUUGGAAUAAAAACUGCAGAAACUCGA